UGGUAGCUAGUGGCUCGCUAGCCAACACGACCACCGACGCUCUUCGUCUCCGAUGGCGUCCCCUGCUCGCCACCUCUUCCUCGUCGCCUUAGUGGCCGUGCUCGCCGUCGCGGCGGAAGCGUGGGGUGGUGGCCGCUUCUUCUUCAGCAAGACCACGCGCGCCGAACCCACCGUCGAGCAUGAGAAGGCGGCGUCGGCCGGCAGCACCACGCCGGACGCGGCGGACCCUAAUGCGGCGCCGGCGUUCUCCCGGCCGUCGACCGGCGUCAGCGGCCGCGGGUACGGACUCUACGGCCGCCCCGAGGAGAACUACCCGCCGAACUACUUCCGCCGCGGCGUGCACCGCAACGCCGAGAAGCUGACGACGGCGGCGGCGGCGACCGACGUGUCGGCCGCCACCCGUACGACCGAGGAGGCGGCGGUCCCCGCGGGAGGCGGCCGCGGCGAGCGCGGCCAGCAGUACCCGGAGGACGGCAGCGGCAGGGGUCGGCGGCCGACCAACGUGCCGGCCACCACUUCGUAUACCGAGGAGGAGGAGGCCCCCGCGCGAGGCGCCGGCGACCUCGACGGCGUCCAGCCCUACCCGGAGGACGGCAGCGGCAGGGGCCGGCCGCCGUGGUACUACACGGCCUUCCGCGGCGGCCGGCGGCAGCAGGGGCAGGACGACCAGCAGCGGGACUACGGGAUGAGCGACACGCGGCUGUACCAGAACGGCCGGUACUACUACGACGUGGACGCCGGCAGGUACGGCUACGGCCGCGAGUCGAACCCCAUGAGGACGCGCCCCGACGCCGAGGAGUUCACCGGCUCCGGGUACGGCCGACCGGCCGGCGCCGGCGGCGGCAGACGCGGGGGGUACGGCAACGCGGCGGCCGGUUACCCGCAGUACGGCGACGACGAUGUGUUCAAGAACGGAGCGAUGGAUCAGACCCCGAACGGCUUCCAGGAGGAAGGCCGGAACAGACGAUACAUUCCAUGAACAUGAAGGGAAGACGAAGCCUCGUACUAGUAAGUUGUAACGUGCGCGGUGUGCUGCCGCUUCCAGCUGUGAUCGUAUCGUGUGCUCUGUUCUCCAUUGCAGAGUAAUCUAGCUUGGCCUAGCUGCUCCUUUGUUUGCUGUGAGUACUUGGGGAAAAGCCAGCUAGCAUAGCAGCUCCUCCUGUGCACGAGUACGUACGUGCAGAUCGUCAUGGUGACGCAACCAAUGAAUGAAUAAGCCCUCUCUGUGUGUACAAUGCAACGCGUACUGUAUUGAAGAUCAAAAUGCUAU
Molecule: messenger RNA, 1270 nt
Organism: Panicum hallii
Lineage: Eukaryota; Viridiplantae; Streptophyta; Magnoliopsida; Poales; Poaceae
Exons: 1
Coding region: 53-979 (308 amino acids)
Source: RefSeq, a predicted model, not a curated record